Cylindrotheca closterium is the source of this 1653-nucleotide messenger RNA. The record is from the annotation of a GenBank genome assembly. Lineage: Eukaryota; Bacillariophyta; Bacillariophyceae; Bacillariales; Bacillariaceae.
AUGGGUUCGACCUACAACGUAACCAUUGAAUGGGAGAAUGGGGAGAUCACUCCCGAACCACUGAGCAUCAUUGGAGCCGAUGACCCAGUGGCAUGUGCUAUAUACGCUAGAGAGAACAAUCUACUGGGUUUACCUGGUUGGAAACGCUUUAGAAGUAUAGCAAAGAAGGAGAAGAAACUUCUUUGCCUUAUUUACCAAGCCAAGCUCAGAUCGUUCCGUACAGCACCAAGAUACACGUACGGAUUCGAGAUCCCGAAGGACUACAAAGAUGCCCUUCGACUUGACAAAAUCCACGGCAACACCAAAUGGCAGGAUGCCACUAAAGUCGAGAUGGAUCAGCUUGCCGAGCUUGAAGAUGAUGAUUUUCUAGCUGAACUGAAUGGACUGGAACUAUGGGCUGCCUAUAUUGGUAAUGCCUACCUAGAAGCCUACACUAAGGAGAAGGUAGCAAUUGUAGCCGGACCAGAGUUUGGACCACUUCAAGGCCACUCUCUUAUUGUGUCAAGAGCUUUGUACGGAUUACGUUUGAGUGGAAAACUGUGGCAUCAGAGGUUUUCAGCAUGUCUAGAGGAAGAAGGAUUCUUUCCUUGCAAGGCAGAGCCAGAUAUUUGGAUGAGACCAACUGCUGACGGAUCCUCAUACGAGUAUGUGGGAGUGUAUGUUGACGAGCUUGCGAUGGCAAUGAAAGACCCACAAGCUUUUGUAGACAAACUGAUCAAAGUCUACAAGUUCAAGCUGAAGGGCACAGGACCACUUGAGUUCCACCUUGGAUGUGACUUCUACAGGGACGAGCAUGGGGUACUUUGCAUGCACCCAAAGAAGUACAUUGACCGCAUGGUAGAUAGCUACCAACGCAUGUUUGGUCAAAAGCCAAAGACCAACGUGUGGUCACCAUUGGAGAAGGGAGAUCAUCCAGAAUGCGAUACAUCCGAGCUACUUGACUCUGAAGGAGUCACUCAGUAUCAAUCGUUGGUUGGUCAGUUCCAAUGGGCAGUCUCUUUAGGAAGACUGGAUGUCACUACCGCGGUAAUGACUCUGUCUAGUUUCAGAUCAGCACCCAGAGUUGGUCAUUCGAACCGUGCAAAGCGGGUUUGUGGCUACCUAGUAAAGUUCAAGGAAGCUUGUAUCCGUUUCUGCACUGGACUACCCGAUUACAGCGAUGUCCCAGAACCUGUAUUCGAUUGGGCCGCCUCUGUAUAUGAUUGUCCAACUGAAGAGAUUCCAAGUGAUGCACCCCCACCACUUGGGCUUGCAGUCAUCCUCACUCACUACGUGGAUGCAAAUCUCUACCACUGUCUUUUGACAGGCCGGUCGGUUACAGGUAUCAUUCACAUGAUGAAUGGGACUCCAAUCGAUUUCUUUUCAAAGAAGCAGUCAACCGUUGAGACUGCUACUUAUGGUUCUGAGUUUGUAGCUGCCCGAACCUGUGUUGAACAGAUUAUGGACCUUCGGCAGACCCUGAGGUACCUUGGUGUGCCAAUCAAAGGUCGAAGCUACAUGUUCGGUGAUAAUGAAUCUGUUGUGAACAGUUCUUCCCGACCUGAAGCUAAGCUACACAAGCGACAUGUUGCAUUAUCAUUCCACCGUGUGAGAGAAGCAGUAGCAUCCAACAUGUUAUCUUUUAUCCACAUUGACGGUGUUCUCAACCGCUGA